Molecule: messenger RNA, 692 nt
Organism: Monodelphis domestica (gray short-tailed opossum)
Lineage: Eukaryota; Metazoa; Chordata; Mammalia; Didelphimorphia; Didelphidae
Gene: ETFRF1
Product: electron transfer flavoprotein regulatory factor 1
Biological process (GO): respiratory electron transport chain
Cellular component (GO): mitochondrion
Source: RefSeq, a predicted model, not a curated record
UCCCAUUCGUUCUCUAGGGAGGGGCGUUCACGGGGGACGACUUGAGUUUUACAGCCUCAGCAGGUGGUGCUGCCGGAAAGCGUUGGUGUUUGCGGCAGAAGGUGAAGUGUUUUGGGCUGUUCGUUGGUCUGUAUCUAGGAGGGAAACGGGCUAUCGGUAUCCACCGAGCGGGUAUGUGUAUUUAUGUAUAAAGACAGUGGAUAUUUUCAGUGAUAAAUGAAAAUGGCCAACUCACUAAGAGGAGAAGUUUUGACUCUUUAUAAAAAUCUACUGCAUGUUGGAAGAGAAUAUCCAAAAGGAGCAGACUACUUUAAAAGACGUUUGAAGGCAGCAUUCCUUAAAAACAAAGAUGUGAAGGACCCAGAGAAGAUCAAAGAACUUAUUUUACGAGGAGAAUUUGUAAUAAAAGAACUAGAAGCCUUGUACUUCCUUAGAAAAUACAGAGCUAUGAAGCAACGUUACUACCAAGACAACGAAACUAAGUGAAUUGUUAUUGUUGCAAAUGUAAGGUUACUGAUUAGGUUGUCUGAGCAAUAAUUGGCAGCAUAUCUUUAGAUGGAAGCCAAAUACUGCAUCAUAACAUAUAUAGGAAUGGUAUAAAAAUGCUCAGCAUACCUGAACUGCCUUCCUCAACUUUAAAAAUUAUUUUGAAACUAUGUCUAUAAAUCUGUACUCAACGUUUCCCCAGCCAA